AUGCUUUUGGGUCGACUGCAUAACGAUUCUGACGAGGUGAAGCUGCUGAGACAGGAUCUCAGAGCAUUUUGGCGGAAAAAUUUGGGGUUUAGAAAAGGUCGAAAAGGUCAUUCAUGUCAAAUAACACUUGAAAGGAGCUUGUCAUAUACAGUUGAAGAAAGGUGUGCAUGCGAAGCUCCGCACUGGCCUUCGGACAAUCGUUUCAUUUACUGCUCACUUGGACAAUUGUUGAAUACUCACUGA
Molecule: messenger RNA, 243 nt
Organism: Enterobius vermicularis (human pinworm)
Lineage: Eukaryota; Metazoa; Nematoda; Chromadorea; Rhabditida; Oxyuridae
Source: the annotation of a GenBank genome assembly